AUGAUUCAUUCUUCGCAUAUUCUGUCUCUCUAUCUCUGUCUAUAUUUGUCUCUGUCUCUGUCUGUCUGUUUGUCUGUCUGUCUCUUUCUGGACCUCUGUCUGUCUGUCUCUUUCUGGGUAUCUAUCUAUCUAUCUAUCUAUCUAUCUAUCUAUCUAUCUAUCUAUCUAUCUAUCUAUGUCUCUGUUUCUCUCUCUGUCUCUCUAUUCUUAUUUAACAUCACGCCAUAUGAGUCUUUCUUUCUUUCUUUCUUUCUUUCUUUCUUUCUCACACUCUUUCUUUCUUUCUCAUACUCUUUCUUUCUUUCUUUCUUUCUUUCUUUCUUUCUUUCUUUCUUUCUUUCUUUCUUUCUUUCUUUCUUUCUUUCUUUCUUUCUUUUUUUUUCUUUCUUUCUACUUCCUUCUUUUUUUUCUUUCUUUCUUUCUUUCUUUCUUUCUUUCUUUUCUUUCUUUCUUUCUUUCUUUCUUUCUUUCUUUCUUUCUUUCUUUCUUUCUUUCUUUCUUUCUUUCUUUCUUUCUUUCUUUCUUUCUUUCUUUCUUUCUUUCUUUUUGCCAUUUGUUUUAUUCUAUUUUUCCCCGGGACAGAGGGAUUCAUCUUUUUCUUCAUUUCUUUUAUUAUUUCUUUCUAUUCUUUCCAAGUACCUCUCUUUCACUCACUCUUUUUUUCUCUCUUCUUCCUCAUUUGAAUUAUUCUAUCUUUUUCUUCUGGCGGGAGAGGGUGGAGGUGGGUGUACAAUGCUUUCUUUUAAUCUUUUUAUUCUUUCUUUCAGAUUUUUCCGAUCAUUUAUUCAUUCUUUGAUUUUUUCUGUUUUUAUUUCUAAUUUUUCAUUUUUUAUUUCUGUUUUUUAUUUUCUUUCCUCUCCAUUAUUUUUCUUCUCAAGAAUUUUCUUUCUUUUUUUCUUUUUUUUUUUUCCACCUAUCUCUUUCUUUUUUUCUCAUCUGAUAUUUCUUUCAUUCUUUUAUUUCGGGAUUGCUUUUAAUCUUUUAUUUCUUAUUCUCUUUAAUUUAAAAAAAAAAAAUAUUUUUCGUCUCUUAAUAUUAUUAUUAUUAUCAACAUCGAUCCUUUCUUUCUUUAUUUCUUUCUUCUUUUCUUUCUUUCUUUCUUUCUUUCUUUAUUUAUUUUUUCUUUCUUUCUUUCUUUCUUUCUUUCUUUCUUUCUUUCUUUCUUUCUUGUUCCCUUAUUUCUUUUUUCUUUCUUUCUUUCUUUCUUUCUUUCUUUCUUUCUUUCUUUCUUUCUUUCUUUCUUCUUCCAUUAGUUUUCCCUACAACAUCAUUAUCUUCUUUCAUCCCGUCGACUUCUCUUUCCAUAUCAAUUUAAUCCGAACACAUAAACUAGUCAUUCUUUGCUCUCUUGACAAGUACAAACGAUCCUUCUUUCUCCCCUAUUUCUCAAAACAUUCCCGUCUGUCUUAUCCAUUCUCUUCCGUUCUUACACGAGUAACAAACAAGCGCCAGUUCCAUUUGUUUCUUUAUUUUCUCACAGCUUGUUUCCUAUACUUAAUCGCCUUCCAUUUUCUUUUUUUAUUUGUCUCUAUCCCAAUUUCAUUUUCAAUUCGUUUCUUUCAUUACGAUUCUUUCAUUUUUUUAAAUUUUCUUUUUUCUUUGUCAUUUAAUUCUUUUUUUAUUCCUAUCUUUCUUUCUUCAUUUCUUUGA
Molecule: messenger RNA, 1650 nt
Organism: Acanthosepion pharaonis
Lineage: Eukaryota; Metazoa; Mollusca; Cephalopoda; Sepiida; Sepiidae
Source: the annotation of a GenBank genome assembly